ACUUAAUCAAAGAAUGACGUUGUGAAAGUGCAAUUGAAAUGCGUCUUUCACUAGAAAUCAACGAGGAAAAGAGGUCGUAUGUUCUGCUAAGAUCGUAGUUGAGGGGAAGUGAAAGAGAAGAAGAAAUUUUUUUGAUUGUUUCGAAAGAGAAGAAGAAAAUUUGACGAAUUCGAAAGAGAAACAUUCAACGAUAUGGGUGGGAAAAUCAGAUAUCCAAAAGUUUUUCUCGGAUUCAUUUGGACUCUUCUUUUACUAACUUCCUAUCAAGUUAUCGCUAAAUCUCGUGUUCCCAUCUCUGACUCAGAAAUUCGACACAAGAAAGAUGAGUGCUAUGCCGACAUAGAGAGUGGAUUGUGGGGUCAACAUUGCAAGUCCUCGGUGAUAGCCAAGGAGAAUUGUGCUUUACAGUGCUUGUCUCCAGUCUGUUAUGAGCUCAUCUACAAGAGUGAUCCGUUGGAAGAAGGAGAGAAAGAUUACGUGAGGAGUUCAGAGUACAAGUACUGUAUGCACAGGGUCUCUCUUGGAGAGAGUCUAGAUGGUAUUAAAGGUUCCUUCGACUUCUAGCAACAACUUGACAGUAACCCUGCACGACAGUGCGAGCGUGAUUGUGGCAGGAAAUUUGGUUUACCAGGAAAGCUGAUCAAAUAAUGGUCGGGGAAUGCCGGAAAAGGCAGAAGCAAGACAUUUUGUAUAUUUGGUGUGUGUAUCGAACAGCUAAGAACUUGAGAUGUUUUGAUAGUCUUCAAGAAAACCUAAAAAAGAUACAUAGCUACGAGACUUCCAAUUUGAAGGUAUUCAAUUUAUUGUACUAGAAUAUUUUAGUGAGAAAUUUCUAUAUGAGAUGUCCUAGCCGCAGACGAUUUGCACGAA
Messenger RNA from Olea europaea var. sylvestris, 870 nucleotides. RefSeq lists its product as uncharacterized. The record is from RefSeq and is a predicted model, not a curated record. The transcript has 5 exons. The coding region runs from base 193 to 564 and encodes 123 amino acids. Lineage: Eukaryota; Viridiplantae; Streptophyta; Magnoliopsida; Lamiales; Oleaceae.